Molecule: messenger RNA, 3589 nt
Organism: Drosophila bipectinata
Lineage: Eukaryota; Metazoa; Arthropoda; Insecta; Diptera; Drosophilidae
Gene: eRF3
Product: eukaryotic translation release factor 3
Biological process (GO): translation; nuclear-transcribed mRNA catabolic process, deadenylation-dependent decay; translational termination
Cellular component (GO): translation release factor complex
Molecular function (GO): translation release factor activity; GTP binding; GTPase activity
Source: RefSeq, a predicted model, not a curated record
GACAACCCUAUCUCCAUGCGUGGCUUGAAACGUGUAAAAAUAACAGGCAAUUGCUGAAUAAAGGAAUUGCAUUUAAAGUUGAAGAAUAUUAAACCGCUCCUGGAAGUCAACUAGGAAUCGCUACUUGCGAUAUUCGAUAACUUGAAAACCAACACUAUCCAACAUAGUUGGCCAGGUUACAACUACAAUAAAUAACACUGGCCUAACAUUUAACCGAAAGAAAGUCUGGCCAAAACCCCUUAACCUAAGCCGCCCCGCCCCCCUUUUGUACCGUUUGUGGCGUUUGUGUUUUUGUGCCAUUCCCGAUACGAAACUAAAAACGAUUACAAAUACGAUCCGGAACGACCGCGUGUGUUUUGUGUGAGUGCGGGAGAAGCAAGAAGAAGCAGAGCGCAGAAGUUGCAGGAGGGCGAAAGUGUGUCGCGUGAAAAAACCAGAGAUUUUCUACGGUAGAGGAACAGGAACGGAAUCCACAACGAUGGCUGCCCAGGAAAAUACCGAAAUCACCACAAAGUUCUCCACACUGAACGUGAACGCCGUGGAAUUUGUCCCCAGUUUCAGUUACAGCGUGGCUGCAGCGGCGGCGACGCAGCCAGAGACGCCGCCCCCGCCUGCUUCUGUAGUCGGUGGGGCAACGGAUCCCGGCCCGGGUGCCACUGCAUCUGCAUCCGCCUCUGGAUCCGCCACACCAGCCACAACCCCCGAUUCCACCGGCAGCGGGGGAUCCACAAACGCACUGGCAGCAGCGGGAACGGGGGCAGCCGCGGUAGCACCUGCUGCUCCAACAGCCACGGUUUCCACCUCCAAUUCCGCAUCACCUCUUCAGGGUUCGCCCGCCACCACGCCCUCAAAAACAGCCGCGGCGGCUCCCGUGGAGAACAUCAAUUCAUCGGACAAAACUGCAAACAAUGAAACUGAUCCCGCUGAUAGCUGGGACGUAGAAGAAGACGCAGUGAUCACACCAGAAGACGAGGAAGUUGAGGAUGCGGAGUUCGCAGAGGGUGAGGCCACGCCCAAGGUCUCCAAAAAGAAGGUGGUGAAGGUGGGGGAGGAAAACAGAAGCAAGCGUGAGCAUGUGAACGUUGUCUUUAUUGGCCAUGUUGAUGCUGGAAAAUCAACGAUCGGUGGACAGAUUAUGUCGCUCACAGGAAUGGUUGACAAGCGGACACUGGAGAAGUACGAGAGGGAGGCUCGCGAGAAGUCGCGUGAGAGCUGGUAUUUGUCAUGGGCGCUGGACACCAACCAGGAGGAGCGCGACAAGGGCAAGACUGUCGAGGUGGGACGUGCUUUCUUCGAGACGGAACGCAAACAUUUCACCAUCCUGGACGCGCCCGGCCAUAAGAGCUUUGUGCCGAACAUGAUCGGCGGUGCGGCGCAGGCCGAUCUCGCGGUGCUGGUCAUCUCGGCGCGAAAGGGAGAAUUCGAGACAGGUUUCGAUCGUGGCGGCCAGACCCGAGAGCACGCCAUGUUGGCCAAGACGGCCGGCGUCAAGCACCUGGUCGUGCUGGUCAACAAAAUGGACGAUCCGACGGUUAAUUGGGAUCAGGUGCGAUACAACGAAUGUAAAGACAAAAUACUACCAUACCUCAAGAAGCUGGGCUUCAACCCGGCCAAGGACCUUACCUUCAUGCCUUGCUCGGGCCUCAGCGGCUACGGCCUAAAGGAUCAGAUCCCCGAGACGCUGUGCCCCUGGUACCGGGGGCCUGCCUUCAUUCCAUUCAUCGAUGAACUGCCGUCACUUAACCGCAAGUCCGACGGUCCCUUCAUUAUGCCCAUUGUUGACAAGUACAAGGACAUGGGCACCGUUGUGAUGGGCAAGGUGGAGUCUGGAACGGCGCGGAAGGGUCAAAAUCUGUUGGUGAUGCCAAACAGGACGUCAGUGGCAGUUGACCAGCUGUUCUCCGACGAUUAUGAAGUCACAUCUGUGGGUCCCGGUGAGAACGUCAAAAUCAAACUGAAAGGCAUCGAGGAAGAGGAUGUUUCACCUGGUUUUGUGCUCUGUGAUGCCACUAAUCCCAUCAAGACGGGAAAAAUCUUUGAUGCUCAGGUCGUAAUCUUAGAACACAAAUCAAUUAUCUGCGCAGGCUACUCGGCUGUCAUGCACAUACACUGCGCCGCCGAGGAGGUCACAGUAAAGGCCCUCAUAUGUUUGGUCGACAAAAAGACUGGCGAGAAAUCAAAAACACGUCCACGAUUCGUUAAGCAGGAUCAGGUCGCAAUCAUGCGCAUCGAGUGCUCCGGAAUGAUUUGCCUUGAACAGUUUAAGCUAUUCCCCCAAAUGGGUCGGUUCACGCUCAGAGAUGAAAAUAAAACCAUUGCUAUUGGCAAGGUACUAAAGGUGGUCGAAUAAAUUGAGCCAAGCUAAAUUCAAGCGCCCGCCUUUCACUGCGAUUUUUGAGAUAGCAUUGCACGCCAGACGAGAGACAACAGAAACAGCAGCGCCACGCCACGCUUUCUUCAUCAUUGACAACCACUCACUCACCACCACACACCCAGCAGCAAACCCUCACUCGUACUCCUACACACAUGUGGUUACUUUACUCCAUACCUACCAGCAAUAGAAAUUUAUACAUUGGUUAGAGGAAAUCGGUUAGGUGUCUGACAGAAGAAAAACCUAGACCUAACUGAUGGCAAAUGAAGGUAGUGUGCAUUAUUAAACGGGCAAAUUGAAAGUUAGUUAACUACUCGAACGAGUAGCCAGGCGGAGAAGAGAUGAAAACAGAAACGCAUUAUAUACAAAAUAUUAACUAUAUUAUGUGAAACUAUACAACAGACCGGAAGCCAAUGCGAAAAAGAAUGAUGAACUAUUUAUAUAUACACAAAACACUCGUUCGUAUAUAAACGACUAUGUAUGCAAGAGAGGGAGUAGGAGACGAGCCGGAAUGAUAAUUGAUGAUGCACGAAUAGGUUACACUUGAUUCCGUUUGUUGAGGCCUAUUAUCGAGAAUAUUGAACAUUGGUAGCCGCCAUCGGUAUACAUACUUUCGUUUAUUACUUUUGUAUAAAAUAUAAGGAUUACACGCCCAACACAUGCAGGCCUAACCGCGCUCAAGUCGCGAAUUUUUUUAAGAACUAAACUACAGCUGCAAGCUACCCUUUUUGUAUUCGUAGAAGUGAGACGCAAGCUGCCAGGCUCCGCCGCGGAUCCAGCCGCUCUCUUCCCAUUCGGCUUCCUGUACGCGCCUUUAAAUUGCAAAUUUGUUAGAUGUCCCGCAAACACAUUACGAUAUUUCAGCUCUUGUUUUUUACACGAUAUAAUCUAAAUGCUUUAAUUUAAGUUUAAGCUUAAAAUCAUGAAGUACAGUUUGUUUGAUUUGUAAGCUCAAAAUGAUAAGUCGUUUGGUGUAUUUAGCAAACGCAAUUAGAAUCAGAAACAGAGAAACAUGUAUCAACUACGUAAUCUUUAAUUGUUAACCUUAAUCUUAAUUGAAUAUCCUUUGAUAAACCAAUUUAAUUUUUGCAUAAACAACAUUUCAUUUUCUUAUAAUUUAGUUAAUUGAAGAAUUCGUGAGAGUUGAACCUGAGACACGAAACCGAUAUUGAAAAAAUAAUAAAUGCCUUUUGCUAUUAAGCAGAAACCAAAAACCGA